This is a messenger RNA of Falco peregrinus (peregrine falcon), 1740 nucleotides long. RefSeq names its product endothelial cell surface expressed chemotaxis and apoptosis regulator (gene ECSCR). Gene Ontology annotation, cellular component: plasma membrane; cytosol. The coding region runs from base 76 to 783 and encodes 235 amino acids. The record is from RefSeq and is a predicted model, not a curated record. Gene Ontology annotation, biological process: positive regulation of proteasomal protein catabolic process; positive regulation of endothelial cell apoptotic process; negative regulation of angiogenesis. The transcript is spliced from 11 exons. Lineage: Eukaryota; Metazoa; Chordata; Aves; Falconiformes; Falconidae.
CGCUCCUCACCCUCUUGUCCCUCCUGGGAUGGACAGAGCCUUAGCGAGGCUGCAGAGCCACAAGCCACCGAGAAGAUGCUGGCUCCAUCCGUCCAUCCGCUCCUCUGGCUGUUCGGCUGCAUGCUGUUCCGAGGUACUACCGCCUCCACAGACUCCUCUGUCCAUGCUGUAACAGGUCAAUCCCAAUCAACACCACACAGCCCUGAAGUAAAGAACCAUCCCUCAGAGCCUUCAGUAAAAUCAACACCACCAACUGACUUGAAUCUCAGCUCUUCUGUGGGUCAAACUACUACAGCCCAGACCUCCCCCAUGACCACAACACUGCUAGCGUUGACUGCGCGAGAUGAAAAGUCUAGUGGAAGCAGAAGCACAGCAGCUUCACCACCUCAAGGUCAAGAGCCCAAGAGAAGUGAGAGUACCACAACAUCAGCAACUCAAGGCACCUCAAAGUCAGUCACCUCAACACCGAACUCCUCCGACUACUUGCCUGCGCCCACUCCAACGGAUGAUAAAUCACCACUGACGGUGGCAGCUUUUGGUGUCAUCAGCUUCAUAGUUAUCCUGAUAGUGGUUGUGAUCAUUCUGGUCAGCGUGGUCAGCCUGAGGUUCAAGUGUAACCGCUCAAAGGACUCAGAAGACAAACACAAACCAGGAACCUCCAUGGUAUCAGAGAGCUGCUCGGCAGGCCCAAGCCAGAAGGAUAAUAGCAUCACUCUGAUCUCCAUGAAGAACAUCAACAUGAACAACAGCAUGAGUUACCCACCAUCAGAAAAGGUGCUAUGAAGCCAAGGGCCCAGAGCUUGAAGCUGACACAUGACAACCAGCAGUGACUUUCUAAGUUCUUUUUGGUUUGUUUUUUUUUCCUUUGAGGAAAGAGCAAGGGUGGACUUUAUAUAUAAAUUAUUAUGUCCUUUCUGAUCAAUACAUUUACAGUAGCAUCCCACAUAGCUUCCCCACCUGGGGUCUAAGGGCUUUCUCCAGUUGCAGCCUGCCAUGCGCAAUGGCUGAUAUGUAACUCUGCUUUUGAUAGGCCUUCAAACACUCAGACUAUUCCUGCAGCAAGAAGCACCAAGGCACCAUCCACUUUGCUAAUAAACUGCUGCCUUAAAUUAAUGGCCUUUAUAGUCUGUGCCAGGCAGUCACAGGCUCGUUAAUCAAUAUAGCCCCACAUCGAGUCAAACCUGUGCAUUAGAAAAGCAUGACCUGAAGCUGAAGGCCUAAUGGGACUUAAACAGCCAAGUGCUAGAUCAGAUCCCAGCACAAUUGCUCCAAGCCCCUUAUCCUUGGUGCUCUCAUUGUCCCCACAGCGGUGGGGAUGAUCAUAUACACCUACCUCACAGGGUUGUUGUGAGGCUACGUUAAUCAAUGUCUGUAAAGCAUUUGGAGAGCCAUGAAUUAAAGGUGCUGCUGAAAUGCAAACUGCCAUCUUAAAUACUUUAUUAUUAAUAACUGAGCUUCAGGCAGGCAGAUUUCUAUCUUCCCACAGGCCCAACAUGCUCAAAGAAGACUUAUCUUAAGUGUAAAGAACAAGGUCUCUGCAUAAACAGGGUUUUAUCCGAGUGUAAAAAGGAGUGGCCGCAAGCAAAAUGCCGAGCUACUUCAGCACCUGAAAUAUGGUAGCCUGAGUUUGCUGGAAGAGCUUCCACCUUCCAUACCACAGCUUUCCCAGAGCUUCCUGACAGACCAGAAAAGCAGCAUCCCCUUCCACAGAUCAGCCAGCGCACCCACCUUACCUCAGCA